GGGCAUAUACGUCAACAGCAUCGGGCCUGUGUCAUCCAUCGAUAUGGGUGGUGAUUGGCUUCCAAAGAGUUCUCUGACCUUAUCACUGAAGGAUCAGUGCGCCGUCGAGGACUUCCAGCUGGUGUCCUGACCUUCUGCCGUGUCGGAGGUCCUCACUCCCUGAGCUGUGGACAGCUCGUCAGAUUCCCCAACUGACCCGAGUGUAUUUAAAUGUGUUUAAUAUCUCGGCUAUUACACAAGCAAUGUAUCUUUUAAUAUAAUAAAAAAAUAAUAAAUAGUUACUCGUACAGCAGCGGCGGGCUGCGUGCUCUCAGAUCUGGGUGAGUGAAGACAGCUGUGUUGUCAGAAGAACCACAUCUUUCCAAAUUCAAGAUGAUCCUCCCAGGUUAUAUUUAGACCCGACUUGGCGACGAGGUGUCUCUCGGGCGGUGGUUACAUUGGUAACGAGACAGAUGGACCUCCUCGCCGAGCCUCCGAUAACGAUCUCGGUGUCAAAGCUUCUCAAAACGAGACGAUUGCCGAGGUGAAAAGUGCCGAUGUAAACAAUUCUGUGAGACGGUGUGAUUUAAUUUCCACGUCGAAAGCGUAACGUGUAUUCAAGUGAUGCCAGUUUCCUUUUUGAUCUGGAAACAUUUGAGCUCAACCGAAUGGUCCUCCAGAGAGUCAGAUCACUGCAUGGAGUCUGCUUCUCUCCCCUCAGGAGUACCAGAUCGAUAUCAUCUUCGCCCAGACCUGGGUGGACACCCGUCUGCGGUUCAACAGCAGCAGCAGGCGGCUAACCCUCAACAGCAAUAUGGUUGGCUUGAUCUGGCUGCCCGACACCAUCUUUAGGAAUUCCAAGAAUGCCGACACCCACUGGAUCACGACGCCCAACCAGCUGCUCCGGAUCUGGAACAAUGGGAAAGUGCUCUACACGCUGAGGAUGACCAUCAACGCAGAAUGCCAGCUGCAACUCCAUAAUUUCCCAAUGGACGAACACUCCUGUCCCCUCGUCUUCUCCAGCUACGGCUACCCGCGAGACGAGAUCAUUUACAAGUGGAGCCGGAACUCGGUGGAGACCUCGGACCAGAAAUACUGGAGGCUUUACCAGUUUGCCUUCAUGGGGCUCAGGAACACCACCGACAUGCUCACGACCACAGCAGGUGAAUACGUGGUGCUGAGCGUGUACUUUGACCUCAGCAGAAGAAUGGGCUACUUUACCAUCCAGACCUACAUCCCCUGCAUCCUGACUGUGGUCCUCUCCUGGGUCUCCUUCUGGAUCAAGAGCGACGCCACGCCCGCCCGGACGGCCUUAGGUAUCACCACAGUGCUCACCAUGACCACGCUGAGCACCGUGGCCAGGAACUCGCUCCCCAGGGUGUCCUACGUGACGGCCAUGGACUUGUUUGUCACCGUCUGCUUCCUGUUUGUCUUUGCCGCCAUGAUCGAGUACGCCAUGAUCAACUACUACUCCUACAGCAUAGGCAGACCUCCCGCCAAGAUGCAGAGGAUGGGGGACAUGUCUCUCUGUCGUCCCGUGCAGGCCUACUCGUCUUUCAAGGUAGGCCACGCCCCUCGCUCCAUGAUGCCCGUGGGCAACUCUCUGUUCUGGCAGGACUACGACGACAACUGCCUGUACGAGUGCCUGGACGGCAAAGACUGCAAGAGCUUCUUCUGCUGCUACGAGGAGUGCAAGGAGGGCGGCUGGAGGAAAGGACGCAUCCACGUCGACAUCUGCGAGUUGGACGCCUACUCGCGGGUCUUCUUCCCCACCUCCUUCCUGCUCUUCAACAUCGUGUACUGGGUCAGCUACCUCUACCUCUAGUCUGAGAGGCUCGUGAUCAAAAAGAGGUGAAAGAAAACAACUGAGGCUGGGCGAGGAAACGAGGUGGAUCCGCUCUGUGGGAAGUGUGAAAGUACUUUGGAGAGUGGCACUCUGAGGAGAAGCGAGCGGCGCCGACCGCAGAACGACGAGCCGCCGGCAUCAACUCGAAUGGAUGCGGUUCCCCCGGUAACGACUCUCAGAACCAAACAACAGACUUCAGAGGCGUCGCAUUGAUGGAUCGUCUUCAUCGUGAUGGCGAAGCACCUAUAGUGCCUUCUUUAGACGGGGCGCGGCACCGAGAGAUCCAGAGCUCCCAUCCGCCACGUCUAUUCUUUGAUGGAACGCCACCGGAGACGUUUAAAAACCCAACACCCAUCAUUCAUUCCGCAGCACCUUAGUUUUAGUCCUCUAGAAUUAGUCCUAUAAUAACAUUGUGUUUGUCUUGUAUGAUUAGAAGUGGUUGUAUUUUAACAGCAGGUGUACGUUUGUGUCGGGGGCCGUCGAGUCAAAUCUGGCUUCCUGACGUAGCGAUGCAGCUUACACUGCCCGCUAAGCGGAAGAACUGCCUAAAGUCAUACAGUCUAGGACUAAACAUGCCGAUUCGUCAUAUUCUGUAUCGUAGUUAUUGAAUCCAUAGAUUAGAGCGGCUGCAUAAAAAAAAAAAGGAUUUUACAUUCCACACGCUUUCAUCCUUAUUCAUACAGAGUUAUGUUGUGUUGAUAAUAGGACGUGUGUGUUGCCUUGGUGUGAAAAAAAAAAGUUCAACAUUUUGUUAAAUAUCUUGUGAGCCUUUCACCUCAGUGGCAGAGGCCUUUAUUCACCCCGUCUCUCUUAUUAAAGCCAGGAUGAUGUCCAUUUCCACAGCACAUGUGACGUAUUCACACCCUUAAAGCGGCCUUCCUCUCCCAGGUGGGCUGUGAGUGUGUAGGAAGCAUCCUCUGCCUAGACACUCACACACCAGGUGGUCUCCUUUCAAGUGAGUCAGCGUAUUUCCUCAAAACGAUAGGUGGGUAACCACAAAAUCAUUGUGUGCCCAUAAGAAUGAUUCACUCUUGUGACGACCCCUCCCCACCACUAGGUGUGUGUGUUGGCUCUUGGUCUUGUGUGUUUCCUGCAGGCUCUGGUGGAGGUGGGGACAGGAGGAGUUGAUGAGCUACACCUGGGCCCGGGUCAUAAAACCCUCGUCGCCAUUGAGAAGGCUCUCUCUCACACACGCACCCAUACACUCCUACACCACUGACAAGGAACUUUCUAUUUAUUCCGUUUAUUGAGUGUUUGUGUGAAUAAACCUCGACACGGUUGCCUUUGCCUCGUCUCGACUUUCAUCUUUGCUACAACUUAAGAGCCGGGUUGUAACACUAUAUACAGUAUUAGUUAGUUAGGCCUUUGUAUUUCUCUCGGAACAUAGGCCAUUGUCCUGAGCCAUCCUCUCCAGCUGUUUCCACGUCAGCCCCUUCUUCUUGAAUUCCUGCUCUGUGCUCCUUCUCCAGGUGUUUUGGGGUCGUCUUCUACCCCGUUUGCCUUGUGGGUUCCAUGUCAGUGCCUGUUUUGUUAUUGCUGUUUCUUCGUAGUGUGUGUCCAAUCCAGCUCCAUAUCUACUGUUUCUUGUUUUGUGCAUUCCCAUAGGUUGAUGUUGCUAAUUGUGUUUGGCCAGAAGACUCCAAGGAUGCGUCUUAGACAGUGGUUUAUGAAGGUUUGUAGUUUGUGAUGUUAGGGGUAGUUCUCCAGGUUUCGGAGCCAAAGAGCAGCAUAUAUAGUUUAUUGGUGCACAUAUUCUGGAAUUUCCCGUCAUGUCCUUAAACAGGCAGGAGGUGCAUCUUGCUGACUGGUCACAGGUGCUGUAAAAUAGGGUCUUUUAUGAAACACUACACUGCACACACAGCGCUGUGGGAGAAUGGAUGAUUCAGGGCGAAGUCACAACAGGGAGGGACGGGAGCGUUUGACACAUUACGGCUUUCUUUGCUUCGUAGAACAAUCAACUCCCCUCCCCCCAGGGCAAAAUUGGUAGUGUUAGAUAUUUUGAGUUUUUCCGUGUUGAUUGUGGUGUUCCUUAAACACUUGCAGUGUUAAAACUAUGGAGGACUUAAAUACAGAAAUUAAUAAAUAUUAAUUAAAUAAC
Pseudoliparis swirei is the source of this 3923-nucleotide messenger RNA. Its product is annotated as gamma-aminobutyric acid receptor subunit gamma-3. Lineage: Eukaryota; Metazoa; Chordata; Actinopteri; Perciformes; Liparidae. The transcript has 8 exons. Gene Ontology annotation, biological process: regulation of postsynaptic membrane potential; nervous system process; chloride transport. Gene Ontology annotation, molecular function: inhibitory extracellular ligand-gated monoatomic ion channel activity; GABA-gated chloride ion channel activity; GABA-A receptor activity. Bases 794 to 1804 code for a protein of 336 amino acids. The record is from RefSeq and is a predicted model, not a curated record. Gene Ontology annotation, cellular component: GABA-A receptor complex; dendrite membrane; neuron projection.